AGAAUCCGCGCGCUCGUUCCUUUCAGCGUCAGGCUCAACCCCGUGCCUUUCUCUUCUAACUGUUACCUUCUUCAUUCUUUAUAAAUCUCAAAUGAUCAACUCACUGUUUGUAAUAAAUCUUCAAGGCAAAAUUAUAGUCGAGAAGCAUUGGCGCGGCAUCAUUUCUCGGCAAAUCGUUGACGUAUUCAAUGACGAAAGCGCCAAGUUUAUGAAUUCACUACCAGGUGGUAUGGAGGAUAAGACUGGGUCGGGACAAGACUGGAAAGAGCCGUUUUAUACACGAGAGGAUGUACCGCCUAUUCUUGAGACACCGAAAUACUGGCUGCUAAAUGUGUUGAGGGACGAUUUGAUAUGGUUAUGUCCUGUGGAUCGUGAAGUGGAUCCAAUGCUGGUAUUCGAGUUUAUCCAUCGCAUCAUCGACAUCUUGACGGAUUAUCUAGCCGACGUUUCCGAAUUAUCGAUACGCGAGAACUUUGUUACAGUGUACCAGCUACUAGAAGAAAUGAUGGAUUAUGGAUACCCCUUGACGACUGAGCCGAAUACUCUGAAGGAUAUUAUCAUGCCGCCGACUAUUAUGAAUAGAGUUAUGACAACCGUUGGCGCUGCAGCAGGCGUAGCACCAAAGUUCCCGCAGAAUUUAUCCAGUAUACCAUGGCGAAAAGCCGGUGUCAAAUACACGCAAAACGAAAUCUAUUUUGACAUUGUGGAAGAAAUUGAUGCUACUAUUGCUCAAAAUGGCACAGUUGUUUCAUGCGAAGCACAUGGAAACGUGGUGGCAAAUUGCCGCUUGUCAGGUAUGCCUGAUUUGACUCUUAGUUUUAUUAAUCCACGGGUAAUCGAUGAUGUGAGCUUUCACCCAUGUGUAAGAUAUCGGAAAUGGGAAAGCGACAAGGUUCUGUCAUUUGUACCUCCAGAUGGCCAUUUUAAGCUCAUGUCAUACCGUGCUGAAUUGACACACUAUCAAGCCAUGCCACUCCAAGUUAAACCACAAAUAUUAAUAUCUAAAAACGGGGGCAGAUUUGAUGUUACAGUCCAUCCACGGUCGACAGAUGGCAAGCCGAUCGAAAACGUCAAGGUGACAUUACCAAUGCCAAAGAGUACCAACAGUGUCAAUGCUACGUGUAACGCAGGGCAAUAUAUGUAUGAUCCUGUAACAAAGUCCAUUAAGUGGGAUAUUGGUAAGAUCCAGCAGCGAGAUCGGGCACCCAUGCUCUCAGGAACGUUCCGAAGCAGUGAGCUUAAUCCAGAGACGGGUAUGACAAUCGGUGUGGAUUUUCAGAUCAGUAUGUAUUCAGUAUCUGGGCUCAAGGUGGACAGCCUACGACUUUUCCACGAAGGAUAUAAGCCAUACAAGGGUGUUAGAUCUUUAACAAAAGCUGGAAAGUUUCAUGUUCGCACUUGAAAAAAUAAAACAUCUUGCAUCGUUUACUGAAAUCCAAUUGGCUAUUGCAACCCACUUAAAAAGCAAAUUCAGUCGCACCG
Molecule: messenger RNA, 1482 nt
Organism: Zychaea mexicana
Lineage: Eukaryota; Fungi; Mucoromycota; Mucoromycetes; Mucorales; Lichtheimiaceae
Product: adaptor-related protein complex 3 mu 2 subunit
Exons: 10
Coding region: 92-1402 (436 amino acids)
Biological process (GO): endocytosis; intracellular protein transport
Cellular component (GO): clathrin adaptor complex; cytoplasmic vesicle
Source: RefSeq, a predicted model, not a curated record